Messenger RNA from Camelina sativa (false flax), 1050 nucleotides. The record is from RefSeq and is a predicted model, not a curated record. Lineage: Eukaryota; Viridiplantae; Streptophyta; Magnoliopsida; Brassicales; Brassicaceae.
AUGGAGCUACUCUCCAACAUGCUCUCACACAAGUUUGCCUCAGGAAAAAUCGGCUAUCACCCCCUUGGAAUCAACCCGGUUGUCUCUCAUCUGGCUUUUGCAGAUGACCUCAUGAUUUUCUUUGAUGGAAGUGCAACGUCUCUGCAAGAAAUAGCUUCACUCCUAGAGGAGUUCAAGCUUCUUUCCGGUCUUAGCAUGAAUCGUGACAAAUCAACCCUGUUUGUUGCUGGAGUCCCGGAGAAUCUCAGGGCACAAAUGCAGCAGCAAGGCUUCUCUAUAGGAUCUUUUCCAGUGAGAUACUUAGGGAUGCCUCUCCUCCACCGCAAGCCCAGGAAAAAUGACUACUCUCCUCUUCUCGAUAAUAUUCGCGCCCGUUUCAACUCUUGGGCCUCCAAAGCCCUCUCCUUUGCUGGUAGACUUCAACUGAUAACUGUGGGUUGUUUGAGAGCUAUUGAAUCGAUGUGCAAUGCCUAUCUUUGGUCUGGGGAUGUUCAGAAGCGGACCUCAGCUAAAGUUGCUUGGAAAACGGCUCAUAUGGUUAAGAGUAGUAACUAUUGGACCAAAGAGAUUGGUCAAGGUGCUUCUUGGAUGUGGAAAAAUCUUAUUUCCUUGAAACCCCAGGUAAAAGCUCUUCUUGGUUGCAAAGUGCGGGAUGAGAAUACAGUAAGCUACUGGUUUGAUAACUGGAGUCAACUAGGCCCUUUGAUUGACUUUGUUGGCGAAGAUGGCCCGAGACUAAUGGGUAUCCCUAGGGAUGCUAAUGUAGCUCAAGGUACUGGUUCUUUAGGUUGGAGACUUCCAUCUGCAAGGACCAGACAACAUCUGCUCCAAACAGUCAGAGCUGUUCUUGCUUCGAUGGAACCUCCUUCUUCUGCGUCAGGCCAGGACUUAUACUCUUGGGACCAGUGGGAAACAGAAAGGAUUCUUUCAACACAAAGAUUACAUGGGAAGCUCUGCAUCCCUCGGCUCCUACCAAAGCCUGGUAUAAAGCGGUUUAGUUUAAGAGUGGAAUACCAAAACACAACUUCACAUUUUGGGUUGCUAACCUGA